GGCAUAUUAUUUAUAUAUGCGUAUGUAUCAACCCUCGUAUGCAUGUAGCUGAAGGGGUGGUGAGCAUAUAACUGUUUUCGUUGGAGAGGUUUAAUGGGGAAAGGCGGAAGAGGCGUCACAUACGCUCAGUUGCUUGUGUAUGUGCGUCAAACGGCGUAGGGGUGGCCACAAGAACGUACUACCUGUAGGUGUAACUCUACCUUUGGCGGCACCUCUACUGCUCCCCCUGCUCCUGUUCAUCAUAAGGACAUUCUUCCAAAUAGGAAGGCGAAGGGGGCGCCCAUUUUGUGAGUAGAGAAUUAUUUCACCCAUAAGAAGACCCGAUAAACAAAGGAGCUAUCCGAAGUGAGGCCCCUCUGCACACACCUCCCCCCCCACGCACAGCACGAACAUGAGAUGGCCCAGCAGACCAAAUCGUUAAGAAUCGAACGAACAGAAAAGUUUUAACACUUAUAUAAAAACCCACAUAGACAUAUAAUGAAAAAGGAGCUGAAAGGAAAAAAACCAAAGGGCAAUGUUAACAGUAGUGCUCCAAGUAACAAUUUUAAGGAGGAAAAGAGAAAAAUUAAAAAAAAAAAAAAAAUUUACUUCAACAGCGCGAAGGGGGGGUUGCCAAGUCAGGCCUACGAGGGAGCCGCACACACAGGUGCUCACAUAAACGCGAAUGUAAAUGUAAAUAUAAAUGACCCAAAUUUCGGCCACGUCCAAGGAGACGAAAGACAGGCGUUUCAACAGAACCGAAGAAUUGAACCCAGAGCGAUAGGGGGAGGAGGCCCCGUACACGGAUUUGACCAAGGGGGAGUGAUAAACAGCGCCGCAAAUAAAACUAGAAAAGGCGUUUUACAAAAUGUUAAUAUUUCACCAAGGGGGAACGACAAAGAUGGUAACUUUUUCACGACCGGUGUGGACGCAGGGAUGAACCCUUUCGAUGUGAAAAAUAAAAAAAUAAACAAAAAUGGGGGUAGCGGCCUGGGGAUGGGUAAGAAGCUUUACAGAGGUGUGGGAAAUGUUAAUGAAGUGAACUCUGGAAGGGUGGAUAACCAGCCCGCCUUUAAGGGGGGGGACGUCCUUUCGCUGGAUGGGGGAGCGGCGGGAGGAAUAGCAGCAGGAGCGGCGGAAGUACCAUUAGGUGACAGCUUCGUCACAAGUGGAAGCACUUUCGAAAGUGCGGGCGGAGCGAAUAGUAGAAAGGCAAACCACGCCAGAGGACACAUCAGCGGUGGAAGUAAUCACCCCCAAAGAAGCUGCUACCGAUUCAGUAGCAGCCACUACUUUGCGAACUCACCCAGCAAGCUGAACUUGGCCUACACACAUAAGAUUUACAAAAAUAGAGCCAAUUUUUAUGGCAAAAAAUAUUUUAAAAAUAACAAAAUUGUGAAUAAUAGUAUGACUGGUCAGGUAAAAAAGAACGAAUUUAACCCUACCGAUCAUUACAAUAUCAGUUUUGUAAACAACAUGGGAAGUAAAUCCUUGUUAGAUGCUGACGACUCUGGGAAGGGAGACCAUUCUGGGGAUACCUAUUUUGACUUUUCAGCAAAUGGGAUGAAUGCAGUUGAGGGGGGUAGGGACGAUUUGAGCGCCCGCUUCGAUGUGGAUACGAGCGAGCGCAGUGGCGUUUUGGACACUUCCACUUGUAGGGGUCAGCAGGGGGGUUACUCUCUCUACGGGGGGGCGGCGAAGAGCGCCAACCAAGAAGUGGGCAGUGGUGGAAAUGGCGUCGAUGGCAGCGGCUUCAAUCUGUAUAGCAGUGCGGCGGUGAAUGGCGCUCCAGGCAGGGAGAAGCGCGAGAUGGGGGAAGCGAACUUCUCUGGUUCAAAUGUAGAAGCGGUAGAUGCAGAGCGGGUGGAGGAAAUGAACGAGCAGAUGCUCAGCGAGGAAAAGAAAAAGGAGAAAGAAGCAUUUGCACAAAGGUAUUUACACAAAAUAGUAAAACUUCUGUCUGAAAAAGUAAAACGUAUGGUAACGGUGACAGAUAAGGAGUGCAUUCAUUUGGUGAAAUCCAUUGUAGAGCUCCUACAGUGUGUAAAGAAGAUUAUAAAAUGGUCAGAGGAGUGCCACUUUCACUAUAGCAUAUUCGGCAUCGUAUUAAAUAUCUAUGCCCAUGUAUGUGUAAAGAUGUUUUCACAAAAUGACAUUUUAAAAAUAGCCAACUUAAAGUGCCUGGUGUGCAUGUUCAAAAUUUUGAUUAUGCUAAAAAGAGAUUCUUUUAACCUUUCUUAUGCCUUUUUUUUAUUUGUAAAUUAUUUGAAGAGCAACAUAGAUGGGAUUGACAUCCUGACGAAGAGGAACUUAAAAUACAACAGCAAGGUUGUGAAUAAUGAUGAGAAGAUAUUUUUAAAAAUGCUAAACUCGUUUGUAACUCUUUUUGCUCAUUGUGCGGAAAGUCAGAGUAGCAUCGUCCGGGUGGAGUCUCUCAAGUCGUUUUGCUGCGUGUUGGGCAUGUUGAAGGGGAGGCACCGCGAGGGCGAGGCUGCUGGGCGGGCAUGGUCAGUAUGGGCGGUAUGGUCAGCGCGCAGGAAGGUAGGAAGUGGGGCGGAUAAAGGCGUAGCAAAUGACAGGGGCAGCCAGAUGGGGAACCAUCUAGGCAGUACCAUUACCGACAAGGGGGAGGAGAACCCUCUCGGGACAGGCGAACCGAGUGAUGAGCCCCACUCCGCUGUCUUUACCCCGUUCAGCAAACACCUCAUUAUGGGGAGCCUGGUCGGCAAAAAGGGGACCAUGUUCAGGGGACACACCACGGGGAAGAUGAUAAAUCUGCAGAAGAAUUAUUUGAGUUUUUUUAAAAGCAACUACCUCUGCUCGGAGGUGUACACGAAGGGUGGCGGCGAAGCAGGGAGGAGAGACCAACCCAGUAAGGCAAGUGAUCAGCAGGGGGGUAGCUUCCAACAUGGGGGUGCCUCCCAGCAGGGUGGCUUCUCCCAACCCAGUUGUGUUAACAAAAAUGUGGGGGCGAAAAAGGAAAACGCCAAUUUGUAUAAAGCCAGUGCAAGCAGCAUACCAAAUCAGCCGUGGCAGAAAAGCAGCUGGCACGAAAAUGCAAAGGAUGGAAGUGCAAAUUUGACAAGUGACCAAUUUGGAGGCAACCGAAAUGUAGAGGAAAGAGAGUACAGAACGAAGAACUCCAUUUUGUUAACCAAUUUUGAAACGAUUUUUAAUAGCGAGCCGAGCAGUGGUUGGUUGACGAGCAAAAUAGACGACGAGGAUGAAGAACACAUUUUGCUUUUCAUCUUCAGGAUAUUCGAUUUGUUCGUGGACAUGUAUCAAGAUAAAGAGAUAAGUGAAAUGAUACAGAAAAAUAUCGUUUUCUUUUUUAACCAUAUCGAUGUGCGUAUAUUUAGCUACGUGACUUAUUUGGUUAGCAAAAUUUCGCACAUCAUUCCGAUAAAUAAAAGUUUUUUUAAUAAAUAUGUAUCUGUCCUUUUGAAGAAUUUAAACAGGGAAAGACGCAAAUUCAUAUUCCUCAUGCUCUCCUACAGUGAAUACGAAAAGAACGGUUUGCACGUUGUGUUGAAUUUGCUGAGCAACUUGUGCGUUUAUAACUUCCAUUAUAAGACGAACAUUCAGUUGAUGGACUUUGACAGUAUUGGUGAUGAUUCUUUGAGGAGGAAUUUGGGGGAGGAAAACGAUUGUGGGGGUGGCAUGGGUGAUGGGGCCACUGGCAGAGGAGGUGCAGCCAGAGGAGGUACAAGCAGUAGCAUUACAGAUGAGUACAACCCGCACCCGUCUCUUAACCCAUCGAACGAUGACUCCUUUGGCGAGGCGAAAGACUACAGUAAUGUUAACGAGCAUGAGGUGUUCCUUGUGGACCACAUGAUAUAUAACAAUGAGGAGUGGUGUUCCGUCUACGCCGUUUUGAUUGUCCUAUCGUUUAAGUACCCGAGUUUGAUGUUUUCAUUUUUUUUUAACAAAUUUGGAAGCAGCUUUGUGCAGAACGGGGACAACUGCUUACCGCAUUUUAAUUUGUUCGAUUGGUCUCACCGAUUUGGGUACUACCUGUCGAGCGGUGUUCUGAAUGCCGCUUUGGAGGGAGGGACCCAAGUUGAUGCCCGCAUGUUGGAGGGGGUGAGAAGUGGUGGUGCUGCUGCUACUACUGCUGGUGCUACUGCUUCUGAGGAGAACCAUGGGGGAAGCCCCCCGAGUGAACGUUCGGCCGCCAACGAGGGGGGCGAGAGGGAUGGGGCGCUCCCCGCAGAUUACAGGAGGGGUGAACCGAAUGAAGCGACAAAAAUUAGCAGUACCGCCAGUGAGGUAAACCAGGUGGAGACCCAUUUCAGCGCGGGUAGGAAGCAGAGCCUUCCGUGCAAGGAGGAUGUGGCACUGGAAUUGCUAACCCAUCAGAUGUACGCCUUUUUAGAGUACCCGCACUGUGUCCAACCGAGUAUAUGCGAUCGAGAAUGGAACUUCUGUUAUGUGUACAUAUCUAGCAUCCUUAACCUUUUUUUUAACAAGAGUGCUUCCUUUUUUGGAGAAAAUUGUUUUUUUUUUAAAAAAAAUAUAUGGCACUUAUUGCACGAUAGGUCUAACUUAAAGACGCACCAUUUUUUGGACCUUUUAGAAAUGUUUAAGGAUUCAAAAUUUAACUACGUCAGUGAGAGUAGCGAGUUGGUGGGGAUGCUGAACUGUGUGUUUAACCCCUCGGAGGAGGGAGCCAAAAUGGGGGAAAAAUGUCUGGAGGUGAGUGAGAAGCUAGAAGAGGGAGUCUCUAUAGGCAGAGAUUUAAUGGCCAAAUGGAGACAAAUGAUGAGCAAUGAGGAGGUGAUUUCCUGUGGAGAUAACACAAAGGAUGACCCUGAGGGGGACUUAAUACAUUUUAAGCAACCCUACAUGAAAUACUCCAGGCGUAUUUCCGAAAUGGUAGAAGAACACAUGGCUAGUUGUCUUUUUUUUCAAAUUAUGGUGAGGGAUGCUUACGCGCCGAAUGAUCCGCCCUUUGCACACUACGAGGAGUAUUUGCGACGAAUUAGCGUCGAGUUGGUUGCGACUCGGUUGAUACACAGCGAGACGGGGUUCACCCAUUUGUGCUGCUUCCACGGGGGGGACACUUCAUUGAGUGACCUCUUUUUGGGUGACGGUCCGUUAGUAGAAGCGGAGAGCACCUGUUUGGAAGCGCCAUUUUCUCAUCAGAGUGUAGCGAAUAAGGGGGACCUUUCGAACAGCAGCGUGGGGAAGGAAAGGCUAAGCAGUUUGGCGCAACACCCUGCAGGGGGUAUUCCCGUUGGAAAGGAUGCGACUAUUGAUAUGUGCAACACAAUUGAGGAAGAACGUACCUUUCUCGAUGCGAUUAUUAAGAGGAAUGCAAAAAUGGAGGAGCUGCAUAGGAAUGGCUUUGUCGAUUUGGAAGGCGGACAGCACUGCUCCUUUGAAGGAGGGGAUGACCAGGGCAUUAAACAGGCUAGCAAUUUUAGAGCGCCUGAAAAGAAUUGCGGCGAAGACAAAAGGGAGGCAAAAAUUUGGCCAUCUAGUGUGCGUAGCUUCGUUGCAAAGUUGCGUGGAAGCGGUGCCGAAGGGGGUGAAGAAAUGGAGCGAAAGGUAGCCGAGGGAAGGCACACCUUACAAAGGCGAAAUUUUGAAGAGUUCAAAUUUUUGAAAGCGAAAGUAAAAAUUUUGCACGAAGGGAAGAAGAAGAAUAAUGGAGUGUCGAGGGGGGAAAAAAUUAUAAAUUUUGAGAAUAAAUUUCCGGAAUAUUUUUACCACAAAAAGGUUAUCAAUAUAAAUCAUAAAAUAAACAAAAAAUUGAUUAAAAUUUAUUACCUGUUUGGUGCGAAUUAUUUUUACACAACAGAUAUAUGGAAGAUAGUUCGCACCAUCGUAAGUAAAAUUUACGAGGAGAAUUUCUUCCUGUAUAGCGCGUUGCAAGACUGCUUUUGUAGUUUUGGCGGUUUCCCUGAAAGUGGUCAAAAUGCAGGGCACAAUUUUGAGGCCAAGGAAAAGGAUUUUUUUUACAAUUUUGUGCGCAAGGCGAAGAAGGGGAGGCACGCCCAAGCUGUCGAUUGGAUGGAGCAAUUUAAUCACGUGUUAGUUGGAGUGGAUCAGCUGCUAAACGGAGGGGACAACAAAAAUGGGAGCAACACAUAUUCAGUAAACGUUUUAAUAAACAAGAUAUUAAAAAUUAUUUUAAAACAUUUGAAGAAUACAAAUUUUAUAAACUAUAACAAGUGUUUGAAUUUUCCUUUUCUCUUUUUGUCCUUUUUUGACGUAAAAAUUAAGUUAUCCUUCGAAAUGGAAUCCUUUGCAUUUUUGGAAGAGCUCGAUCGAGGAAGUUUUAAAAAUGUCCUCUUGAAUUUGCCUUACCAUGUAAAGUACUUUUUUGGCAGCUUAUUUUUGUAUAUAGAGUACGAGGAUAUUUUCCUUGCGAACAGGGAGGAGUGCCAGGUGAGGGAGCCUCAGCGUCGGCCCAGCACUAGCCAAUGCCGAGGCAGGCGGAAUGGCAGUAACUUAACAACGUACAAUUUUAUCGUCGAAAGUGUGCUGGCGGAGGAUUACUCUCUGAAGAAUUUAAAAAAUAUGAACAAGACAAACAAGAAGGAUACAAAGAAUUCUCUGUUCGCAAAGCGAAAAAAGGCAAAGGUGGAAAUCCAAAAUGUGAAGAACACCUCCGACUUUGAGCUGGAGGAGAAAUAUUUGAAAGUGGACGAUGCGAGUGUAGGGAAAGAAAAAAAGGAAAAGGUAAACAGGAGAAGGGGUCCAUUAAAAAAAAUAAACAAAUUGAAUUAUCACAAAAUAGACGUUAGCGAAUGGAAUGUAAAAAGUUUGCGAUGUGCAGGUGACAGCCCGCGCGGUUACGCAACACCGUUUAGAAGUACCAUAACUGUUGAAUUUAGAAAAGCUGUUAAAAUUAAUUUUGAUUGCUCUUCCACUUUGCCCGUUAAGUGCAAGGUACACUUUUGCUAUUGCCCCUUGGAGGACGGCGCGUUUUGUUCUUUCCCCCUGGCCAGGACGAAGCAUAUUUACGUGCACCCGUCGCAGUGA
This is a messenger RNA of Plasmodium vivax (malaria parasite P. vivax), 6969 nucleotides long. RefSeq lists its product as hypothetical. The coding region runs from base 478 to 6969 and encodes 2163 amino acids. Lineage: Eukaryota; Apicomplexa; Aconoidasida; Haemosporida; Plasmodiidae. The transcript has a single exon. The record is from RefSeq and is a predicted model, not a curated record.